Molecule: messenger RNA, 4624 nt
Organism: Chelmon rostratus (copperband butterflyfish)
Lineage: Eukaryota; Metazoa; Chordata; Actinopteri; Chaetodontiformes; Chaetodontidae
Gene: chdh
Product: choline dehydrogenase
Exons: 10
Coding region: 47-1963 (638 amino acids)
Cellular component (GO): mitochondrial inner membrane
Molecular function (GO): flavin adenine dinucleotide binding; choline dehydrogenase activity
Source: RefSeq, a predicted model, not a curated record
CAGUGCGAAAAAGCAAGUGAAUGAAGAAAACCCUUCCAGAACCAGGAUGUUGUCUCUGGCCACAUUAGGCCAAACUGGAGCCCGACGAGCGGUGACCACGGCUCGAGGGAGAUUUAUGAGGGAUGGCAAGUGCCAGUUUACCCGUUUGCCAGAAUGUCGAUUUGUCCUCAGGACCAGAGACAUGGGCCAGUCCUUUUCCUGCUCCUCCUCCUCCACAAUCCUUUACAGAUGCUUUAGUGCCACAGCUGCUUGUCUGAACACUUCAUCAUCACCUACAGCCAGUCGUAAAACACCGUCUUACAGUUAUGUCAUCGUUGGAGCGGGGUCAGCGGGCUGCGUGCUUGCCAACCGCCUCAGUGAGGACGCAAACGAGUCUGUCCUGCUCCUGGAGGCCGGGCCUAAGGACAUGCUGCUUGGCAGCGUACGACUAUCAUGGAAGAUCCACAUGCCAGCUGCGCUGACCUACAACCUCUGUGAUGACAAGUAUAACUGGUACUACCACACUUUACCCCAGGCCCACAUGGACAACCGGGUAAUGUACUGGCCAAGGGGCCGAGUCUGGGGUGGGUCGUCAUCACUCAACGCCAUGGUGUACAUCCGUGGACACGCCGAAGACUACAACCGUUGGCAGAGAGAGGGGGCGGAGGGCUGGGCUUACGAGCGCUGUCUGCCUUACUUCAGGAAAGCUCAGUGUCACGAGCUGGGAGAAAACAGGUAUCGCGGAGGCAGUGGACCUCUUCAUGUGUCCAGAGGGAAGAGUAACCAUCCCCUUCACGAGGCUUUUAUUGAGGCGGGCCAGCAGGCAGGAUACCCCUUCACUGAUGACAUGAACGGAUACCAACAGGAGGGCCUGGGCUGGAUGGAUAUGACCGUUUAUAAAGGGAAGAGGUGGAGCACAGCCAGUGCUUACCUGAGGCCUGUCCUGGGUCGACCCAACCUGAAGACGGAGGUGCGCUGCCUGACCUCUAAGAUCCUUUUUGAUGGCAACCGUGCCAUCGGCGUGGAAUACACACAGAAUGGACACAAGAAAAGGGUGUUUGCAGAUAAAGAGGUGAUACUGAGCGGAGGAGCCAUCAACUCCCCUCAGCUUCUCAUGCUGUCUGGGGUGGGAAACGCUGAUGACCUGAAACAACUCGACAUCCCUGUUGUUCAGCAUUUACCAGGUGUUGGCAGUAACCUGCAAGAUCAUUUGGAGCUGUACGUCCAGCAGCAGUGCAGUCAGCCUAUCACCCUUCUCAAGGCCCAGAAACCUUUCCACAUGGUCAAGAUAGGCCUGGAGUGGCUCACUCGGUUCACUGGAUAUGGAGCGACUGCUCACUUGGAGAGUGGAGGGUUCAUCCGCAGUCGGCCUCAUGUCCCACACCCCGACAUCCAGUUUCACUUCCUGCCCUCACAAGUCAUCGACCACGGACGUGUUGCCCCCAAGAUAGAGGCGUAUCAGGUUCACGUUGGACCAAUGAGAAGUACCAGUAUCGGCUGGAUGAAGCUGAAGAGCGCCGACCCCCUGGAUCACCCGAUUCUGCAGCCAAACUAUCUCUCCACCGAUAUUGACGUGCGUGAGUUCAGGGAUUGUGUCAAACUCUCCAGGGAGAUUUUCACCCAGAAGGCCUUCGACAUCUUCCGUGGUCCUGAAGUUCAGCCCGGUCCUCAGGUCCAAUCCGACGCUGACAUUGAUGCAUUUGUUCGCCAAAAAGCUGACAGCGCCUACCACCCAUCCUGCACCUGCAAGAUGGGCUCGCCAUCUGACCCGAUGGCAGUCGUUGACUCAAACACGCAUGUUCUGGGUCUUGAGCGGCUGCGCGUGGUCGACGCCUCCAUCAUGCCCAGUAUCGUCAGCGGCAACCUGAAUGCCCCAACCAUCAUGAUGGCAGAAAAGGCCGCUGACAUUAUCAGAGGCCGCCCUCCUCUCAUCGACCCCGGAGUUCCCGUGUACCAACCACCGACACUGGACACGCAGAGAUGAACAGAGAGAACGAGGAGGUGGAGAGGAGUUACAGCCGCCACCAUAUGGUACGCAAUUAAAAGGGUGUGUGUGGGUCAGAAACAGUUAUGAAGGAGUGAUGUACACGAUCUAAAUUCAGGGCAAUAAUGGUUUUAAAUACAGUUGAUUUUAGCCAGUUAACAAGUUCCAAAUCAUUUUAUUUUUCAUUCUUAAUCACGUAUGUCUUAAGUAAUGUUAAAGCUAAUCACCAGGCACCCUGAUGAUAAUGGUUUCCUCUCCUGUGUAGUUAAGUGAGCUGUCAAUUACAAAAACCAACCGUUUACUCAGGUUAACUGAGUUGACUCCUCUAACAGUAGCAGAUUCAACAGGUUUUAUUUAAUAGGCCCUUGAUAUGAAUGAACUUCAUAGAAUUGACCUAUAGCCACAUCAAAACAUUUCCUGCCUCAUUGUUCUAAAUAUAGACAUUUAUAUGGUCAGCUGUGUGCUGACACAGCAUGGGUGCUCAGAGAGAUGCUGAGCAGUUACAAAGCCAAUGUGACUGUAAUGAAAAAUUGUGCCUUGGAAAACUUGCCUGGUAUUACGUAGAAUGCACCACGUUUGGCAUGUAAAACAAUGCUUUAUAUAACAUGGUGCUUAUGUAACACUUCAGCCACACUCCACAGCGCACAAAAUGUUUUUAACGCGUCUCUAGUUUUCUAAUGGAAAAUUCUAACUUCUGUCACAGCCCAAAAACAUCUUUAUACUGUGACUCAUGUUCAUUGUCAUUUGUACAUUUUUAUCUGUGUUUUUAAAGCUGUCUUUCACCCCACUGCAUUUAAAAUCAUUUUCUCUUCAGCCUACAUAGAUUGUAUCUCUUGAUCAAACUUUGAUGCCGCCUACAUUCAGUCAAGAGCCAAAGUCUUGACUGAUCAUUGCUCUUGUUGUCUGAUGAAGGUCUGUGUUUUCUUGCAGACUGUUUACCCAAACAGACAGCAGCAGUUUUUUUUGUCAGUUAUCACCAUAGUAACAUUCCUCUUCCUUCCAGAAAACUUGCAGAUUCAACAGUUUGGCAAAAUGCUGCUUUUGUUAGCUUGGUUACACAGUUUUAAAAAGUGUGUCAUAAAUUCAAGGGCAUACCAGCCCUGCACUGAUCGGGUUCACCAAGUCGUUGAUUGAACAGAGACAACCAGGUAUCUCUGCAUCAGUGGAACGUCAUGAUUCAUCUUAUUACUUGCAGAAGAAAUAACAGACAGAUAAGUCACAGUUGUGUGAGACUCAACAUCACUUCACUUGCUCAGACAAGUGAGGUAAUGUGUUGACUCAGACUCAGGUCCAAAAUUUGACUAGAUUUGCUCUGAUCAGGACUCAAACUCAGCUGGUCUUGGUCUUGGUGUUUGUCUUGCUUUGUCACUGGCACCUAAGUGCGAGCCUGGAAGAGUGAAUGAACCUGAAUUUGGUCGUAUGCUGUCCAAACCCAGGUUAAGACCAUGAAAAACCGUACCAGAGUCAGUUUAGCUGUGGUAGGAUUCAUGUACAGUUAGACUACAAACCUCAUUCUCACAGGCAGAAAAAGAAUGAGCUCAUGUUGUGAAAUCAUAAUUGUAUUGUUGGCAAGACAACAGUAGAGAUAAAUGCCUCCCAGAUAUAUUGGCAGAGACACAUGUCCAAGGUCAUUUUUCCAAGGAACAUAUGCUCUCCUUCUUAGCUGUGCUUCCAUGAGUUACACCUUUUCAUCAGUUUGUCCUUAUGGGCACCAAACCUGUUUCCUGGUAACCAUGCAAACAGCCACACAUUGUUUCUGAAAAGAUUAGGCAAAUGGACUGUGGAUGAGAACAGCAGUAAACAGGAGUUAGAGAGAUGAAACUCAACAACUUGAGCCAACUGCUGCUCAGGAGGUAGAGCGGUCGUCCACUUAUCAGAAGGGCAGUGGUUCAGUCCCUGGCCUACAUGCCUGCAUGCUGAAGUAUCCCUGGGCAAGAUACUGAACCCCAAAUUGCUCUUGAUGCUGUACAUUGAUGUGUGAGUGUGUUAAUGCUCGCCUAGCUACCAUUGUGUGAAUGGGUGACUGCUGGCUCGUGUUGUAAAAGCGUUUUGAGUGGUCAUCAGACUAGAAAAACGCUAUAUAAAUACAGUCCAUUUACCAUUUAACAAAGCUGGAGUUGCCUUUUUGCAUUGCCCCCAAAACUGUGAUUUCAUAACACAAUCAUAGUGUUGACUUGUAUUGUGGGCAUUUGCUGAUAACCUUUUGAAGAUGACCUUUAACUGAUCAGUACCAUUGAUGCCUUUAAAAUCAUUAUGUUCUGCUAAUGUGCAUUACUUUAUAUACACUGUAUGUGACUGAUGACGUGUGGUCCAGUUUGGUCCAGUCAGGACUUACACGUUGGUGUCGAGUAGAUUGUAGAAUCAGCUUCACUGAAAAAUAGUGAUUUAGAUUGAAUUUGCAUUCUUUUGUUAUCAGCUCUAAUGGAAACAGCCAGGUGCUAGAAUGAAUUAGAAUUGUCUUACUAAGCUUUGCACUACACUAUGAAGCAUCUUCAUUACUGUGAAAAUUGUUUACAUUAUAUGCAGUAUUAUACAAUAGGACUUGAAUGUUUAAAUCAUUUGUGAGCUAAUGGAGUUAACACAAGGAUCCUAAAGGGAAAUUAUUUUGAAAUUGUUCCAGCCUGUAUGUUUGCAUGUUUUGUUUUGUUUUGUUUUUUUUUU